GGCCCUGAGCAGCGCAUCGUCUGAGCUCUGACGGCGCCAGAGGUCACCAUGAAGUUCAACCCCUUCGUGACUUCGGACCGCAGCAAAAACCGCAAACGUCAUUUCAAUGCCCCCUCCCACGUGCGCAGGAAGAUCAUGUCGUCUCCACUCUCCAAGGAGCUGCGGCAGAAGUACAACGUUCGCUCCAUGCCCAUCCGCAAGGACGACGAGGUCCAGGUGGUCCGAGGACAUUACAAAGGUCAGCAAAUUGGCAAAGUAGUCCAGGUGUACAGAAAGAAAUAUGUCAUCUACAUCGAGCGGGUGCAGCGGGAGAAGGCUAAUGGUACGACUGUCCACGUGGGCAUUCACCCGAGCAAGGUAGUUAUCACCAGGCUAAAACUGGACAAAGAUCGGAAAAAAAUUCUUGAGCGCAAAGCCAAAUCUCGACAAGUUGGAAAAGAGAAAGGCAAAUAUAAGGAAGAACUUAUUGAGAAAAUGCAGGAGUGAAUAUACCCGUUCUGCAACAUCAGUUUAUCUGUAGAUUUUUUUUUUUUCCUGGUGUGUGUUCUUUUGAAACUUUUCAAGAUGUCUCUGCAGCAUUUUGUUUCCUUCCUGUUUUUGUUAUUGAUAUGUGGCUCUGUAAAUCUGCUCUUGCUGUUUUAAUAAUUUUAUGAAUAAAAAUUGGAAAU
Messenger RNA from Sus scrofa (pig), 668 nucleotides. It is a transcript of the gene RPL26L1, whose product is annotated as ribosomal protein L26 like 1. Gene Ontology annotation, molecular function: structural constituent of ribosome; RNA binding. Gene Ontology annotation, biological process: translation. The record is from RefSeq and is marked provisional. Lineage: Eukaryota; Metazoa; Chordata; Mammalia; Artiodactyla; Suidae. Gene Ontology annotation, cellular component: large ribosomal subunit; ribosome.